GUGACUGUGAGUGUCUGUGUGUGACUGUGAGUAAAUGAGUGUGUGUUUGUGUGUGUGUGACUGUGUGUGACUGAGAGUGUGUGUUUCAAUGUGAGUGUGUGUCUGUGUGUGAAGAGGAGGCGGAGCCGUUCUUCAGUCUCACAUUGAACAAACAGCAGAAUUAAAGGAUUUGAUCUGAAUUCAUUCAAACAGGAUUCAAAGAUUCAUUCUGGACAAAUUCAUGUGAAGAUGAAGUUCGGGAACAAUUUCUUCACACUGAACGUUGGCGGUCGCAGAUUUUCCUUCUCGGCAGAGAUGAUGAAGCGACUUCCUCUCAGCAGACUCAGUCGACUGCAUCGCUGCCUGUCGGACACCGAGCUGCUGGAGCUCUGUGACGACUAUGACCACGAGCGCAAUGAGUUUUUCUUUGACCGGCACUCGGAGGCCUUCAGCUUCAUCAUGCUCUAUGUGCAACAUGGAAAACUGCGCUUUGUGCCACACAUGUGUGAGAUGUCCUUCUACAAUGAAAUGCUCUACUGGGGCCUGGAGAGCGCUGACCUGCAGCCGUGCUGCCAGCGACGCCUCGACGACCGCAUGUCUGACUGCUUUGUUCACUUCUUCCCAGAGGAAGGGCCCCGGGAGGCUGACGAACCCCAGAGCUGCUGGCUUGAGAGGAUGAGGAGGAUGUUUGAGGAGCCCACGUCAUCGCUGGCAGCGCAGAUCCUCGCCUCGGUGUCGGUACUGUUUGUGCUCAUCUCCAUGGUGAUGCUGUGUGCCGGCACCUUACCAGACUGGAAGGUGACCCUGGACCAGCACAGGAUCAUUGAAGCGGUUUGUAUUGGUUGGUUCACGGCUGAGUGUGUCAUCCGUCUCCUGGUGUCUCGUGAUAAAUGUGAGUUUGUCCGUCGUCCUCUGAACAUCAUCGACCUGUUGGCCAUCACGCCGUACUACGUCUCCAUCACUGUGACCAUCCUGACGGGGGAAAACUCUCAGCUGCAGCGUGCCGGUGUCACCCUGCGUGUCCUGCGUAUUAUGCGGAUCUUCUGGGUGAUCAAGCUGGCGCGUCACUUCCUGGGUCUGCAGACGCUUGGCCUGACGCUGCGGCGCUGCUACCGUGAGAUGGUGAUGCUGCUGGUCUUUAUCUGUGUUGCCAUGGCAAUCUUCAGCGCGCUGGCCCAGCUGCUGGAGCACGGGCUGGACCUGGAGACUGGAAACCAGGACUAUGCCAGCAUCCCUGCUGCCUGCUGGUGGGUUAUCAUCUCCAUGACGACGGUGGGCUACGGUGACAUGUACCCAGUGACGGUGGCUGGACGGGUGUUGGGUGGCCUGUGUGUGGUGAGCGGCAUCGUGCUGCUUGCUCUGCCCAUCACCUUCAUCUAUCACAGCUUCGUCCAGUGCUACCACGAGCUCAAGGUGCGGUCCACCCGCUGCAGCCACAGCCUCGCCAACGACCUCUGACUCAGCAGUUUAUCGACCGACCACGGAGAAAAGCGAUCUGAAGUCAGCUUCCUCUCAGGAUCACAGCUGAGUCAUCAGAAAGGGAC
This is a messenger RNA of Paralichthys olivaceus (Japanese flounder), 1523 nucleotides long. RefSeq names its product voltage-gated potassium channel regulatory subunit KCNG3. Gene Ontology annotation, molecular function: DNA binding; delayed rectifier potassium channel activity. The record is from RefSeq and is a predicted model, not a curated record. Gene Ontology annotation, cellular component: voltage-gated potassium channel complex; membrane. NCBI's taxonomy places the organism in Eukaryota, Metazoa, Chordata, Actinopteri, Pleuronectiformes, Paralichthyidae. Gene Ontology annotation, biological process: potassium ion transmembrane transport; protein homooligomerization.